GGAGCAAUGAGGGGAGGAGGGGGAGGAGGUGAUGGCACUAUAAGGCCAACAAGAUCCUGUCUGAAGGUAAAGGGCCCACCCAAGACAGUCAGAUCGAGUUCAGCGUUCUCCAAACUUUAUUUUUUAGCACAUAUAUACCAGCAAUGACAGCAAAAGUCAAGCUUUUGCACUGGUCAGAUGGAAAACUUCGCGAACAAGCGGAGGAGUUCACCGUCUCUGAACAUCCGAGGUUGACCCGCAGUGACCCACUGGCCUGGAUGACUUCCGCGACCCCCGCGUACUCUCCCGCAGGUGACCACUACACACACCCGUCGGUGGAUGGAGCCAUGGACAAAUACAUGUCUGUAGUCAGCAGUCCUUUGACUGCGGAAUCUGAUCUGGGAGGAUCUAAGGCACAUGGUGGGAUCAAGCUAAACCUCACCGGACCCCAGAGACACAGACGUGUGGCCGCUAAUGCGAGAGAAAGACGGCGGAUGCACGGACUGAACCGGGCAUUUGACAAACUGAGGAGCGUCAUUCCUUCCAUGGAGAACGAGAAAAAACUGUCUAAAUAUGACACCCUUCAGAUGGCUCAGAUUUACAUCACAGAACUGUGCGAGUUGUUGGAAGGUGUCGUGCAGUCGGAGUGCAGAGGUCUGCGGGACGGAUGCGGCGCGUCUGGUACCCAUGGUAACCUCGGACAGAGGAGUUCAGCUCAGACUUUGAGGACCAGCAUCCCUUACGCAAUGGACGCACCUUCUUCUCAUUUUGUCACGUCCAAUGCGAGUGAUGGCGAAUCGUCCCAAUUCAGCGACAUCGAAGAAGGACAGACUGGAGGACACUGAUGGCUUUGGUGGACUGAUAUUGAGACACUCAGAUUAAUCAUAAUUUAUUUGUCUGUGCUUUAGUAGACACUGAAAGAACCAAAUAGACAGGCCCAGUGGAUUAUGGUUAGUUCUAGACUAUGCUUUAUUAAUUGAUUGACAAAAUCUGAAAAGGGAAGAAAAAAUAAAUCAUCCAUUCAAGCCCUUUAGUUGCACUUUAGACCUACAUUUGGAUUUUGUUCCACUUCACGUUCAAAACCUCCAUCAGUAAUGACAAAAAUGUUAUUUAUGUAUCUUUGUGAUUUUUUAUUAACUCAAAAGU
Carassius auratus (goldfish) is the source of this 1125-nucleotide messenger RNA. Its product is annotated as neurogenic differentiation factor 4-like. NCBI's taxonomy places the organism in Eukaryota, Metazoa, Chordata, Actinopteri, Cypriniformes, Cyprinidae. Gene Ontology annotation, molecular function: DNA-binding transcription factor activity, RNA polymerase II-specific; protein dimerization activity; E-box binding. The transcript has a single exon. Bases 144 to 824 code for a protein of 226 amino acids. Gene Ontology annotation, cellular component: nucleus. The record is from RefSeq and is a predicted model, not a curated record. Gene Ontology annotation, biological process: sensory organ development; positive regulation of transcription by RNA polymerase II; axon development.